AUGAUGGUGUUUGCUGGGACAAAUAUCAGUUUGCCCCAGUCGAAUAUCACGCAGAAACUAACGGAGCGCAUAGACGACUUGAAGCAAAAGAUCGCUGCUUGGGGGAAGCGGAUUCGACGAUUUACUGAGAGGUCAAGGCGGUUCAACCAGAAUCUUCUCUUCCAGAGUGAUCAGAAGAGGCUCUAUAAAUCAUUGGGACGACUAAAGGUAUGUGGAUCGGGCCCAGGACCGGAUCAGGCUGACAUUAUCGCAUUCUGGCGUGGCCUGUGGUCAGAGCCCGUAAACCGCAGCGAGGGUCCUUGGAUGGAAGUUGUGGCGAGCCAGGGUGCUAGUGUUACGCCUAUGGACCCCAUCACCAUAACGCCUGAAGACGUGGCUGAGGCGGUCCGUAGGGCCCCGAACUAG
Molecule: messenger RNA, 405 nt
Organism: Parnassius apollo (apollo)
Lineage: Eukaryota; Metazoa; Arthropoda; Insecta; Lepidoptera; Papilionidae
Source: the annotation of a GenBank genome assembly